Molecule: messenger RNA, 396 nt
Organism: Dibothriocephalus latus
Lineage: Eukaryota; Metazoa; Platyhelminthes; Cestoda; Diphyllobothriidea; Diphyllobothriidae
Source: the annotation of a GenBank genome assembly
AUGCAUACCCUAGUACCCUACAGACCAACCCUCGAGAAUGAAGACGGUAGCAGCGCUGAGCUGGUGAAGUUGAUCUCCGAGGCGUGGGACGAAAAUCCCGACGUCAGGCCAGAGUUCACUACCAUCAAGGUGUCAAUGCGGAAACUGAAUAAGGCUGGUGAUACCGGAAAUUUGCUUGAUAACGUCUUGGGCCGUAUGGAGUACUACGCCAACAACUUGGAAGACCUUGUGAAAGAACGCACCGCCCAGUCUGUGGCAAGUCAACUUAUAAAAAAGGAGGCAGUGACUGCUGAGAGCUUCGAGUUAGUGACCAUUUACUUCAGUGAUAUUGUCGGAUUCACUUCGCUCUCCGCCGAGUCCACUCCCAUGCAGGUAAGCCCUUUAGCUGCUCCUUAA